GCUGGAGCCAGGGCAGGGCAGCACAGGGGAGACAGGAAGUGGCAGACAGGGCUCUGAAGGCUGUUGUGAGAGAGUUUACCAGCCCACCACAUAAGCCAGGUAUGGUGACUGUCAUCACACCUGUUAUCCCAGGAGGUGGAGGCAGGAGGAUCCGGAGUUGAAGGUCAUAGUAACGGGAAGCCCAAGCUAGACCAGGAAGACUCAGUGUGACAGAGUGAUAGGCAGCCGAGGGUAGGUGCAAAGGCCCUGGGGUAGGGAAAGUGCAGUUUGUAUAAAUAUUUGUUGGCUAAAUACAUGCAGGCCAGGUGAUUCCAGAGGAAUUGAUUACCCACGUGGGACGGUGGGGGUCGCUCAGCAGGUGAGGGGUUGUCACCCUGCAUGAGGGGGACGAAAUCCCACACACAAGUGGCUGCUGUUUCACGCUGUCGCGGAGCAGGCACGAACCACCCAAAAAAUCUGCGUUUUGCUGGGAACCCAAAACAGAAGCUAUGGCGUCCCCUGCCUGCACCAUGGGUCCCUUGAACAGCCUGGAACUCCUAGACCUCUUGUUUGACCGGCAGGAUGGCAUUCUGAGGAAUGUAGAGCUGGCAGAAGGCUGGGGCCAUGCUGGGAAGGAGCAGGUUCUACCAAAUUCUGACUCUGAUGACUUCCUAAAUUCCAUCCUGGGACCCGGAGACUCUGACCCCAGCUCCCCCAUAUGGUCCCCGGCUGACAGUGACAGCGGCUUCUCUGAGGAUCUACCCUCAGAUCCUCAGGACACCCCUCCUCACAGCAGUCCUGGAGCAGCUAACACCACAGCCAGGUGUCACCCAAGCCAGCAAGACAAGGGGCCCUGCCCCCCGUACCUAUCCAGCGCCCCGUGCCCUGCUCCUCCAAGGACACAAGUACUGGAAUCCUCGGUGGCCAUUGACCUGGACUUGUGGAGCACAGACAUGCUGUACCCGGAGGAGCAGGCUGGCUCACCCUUCAGAUUCAACCUCACGGUGAAGGAGCUGUUGCUGUCUGGCAGUGGUGGGGACUUGCAACAGCAUUCCUUGGCCUCCUCCCAGCUGCUGGGACCUGGGAGUGGGCAUUGCCAGGAGCUGGUGCUGACAGAGGAUGAGAAGAAGCUGCUGGCUAAAGAGGGGGUAACCCUCCCCACCCAACUGCCUCUCACCAAGUAUGAGGAGAGAGUGCUGAAAAAAAUCCGCAGAAAGAUCCGGAACAAACAGUCGGCUCAGGAAAGCAGGAAGAAAAAAAAAGAAUACAUCGAUGGUCUGGAGAACCGGAUGUCAGCAUGUACUGCCCAGAACCAGGAGCUGCAGAGGAAGGUCUUGCAUUUAGAAAAGCAAAAUUUGUCUCUUCUGGAGCAGCUGAGACACCUGCAGGCUCUUGUAGUCCAGUCAAGCAGCAAGUCUGCCCAUGCAGGCACCUGCAUAGCGGUCCUUCUACUGUCCUUCGUCCUGAUCGUCCUCCCCUCCAUCAGCCCUUUCGACUCCAACAAGGUCGACAGCCCUGGAGACUUCGUGCCAGUGCGAGUGUUUUCCAGAACCCUCCACAAUCACGCUGCAUCCCGCGUGGCUCCCGACAUCACCCCAGGCUCCGAGGUCCCAGGACCCUGGCCAGACGUUGGCACACCCCACAAAGGUUCUCCUUCCAGCAGCCUCGGUGCAGACUGGGGGAAUUUUAUAGAAAUACCAAUGCUGAGUGACUCAACAGAAGAGCUAGACAACUCCACUUUGGUGCUGGUCAACACCACGGAGGACCUGGGCCGGGCCACCUUGCUGGACUGGGUGGCUUUGGAAUCGCUGCUCAGCCCAGGCCGUGUGGGGCUGGAGAUGCCAGGGAUGGAGAUGUGGCUGUCCUGGGUUCCAAGGUGGCUCAGGGUCCGUCUGGUGCGGGGUGCUCUGGAGGUGCUGUGACUGGCAGUAGCAGGUCCAGACUUCAGACAACCCUAGGGCCUGACAGCACCUCCCCCAUAAACUGAUCCCCACUUGUCAAGCCAGAGCAGCAGGGCUGCCAGGCCCAAGCACAGAUCCCAGUGUAAGGCAAGACAGACACUGAUACCUGAGCCAGGAUCCCCAACUCAGGGAGCCUUCUCUGUCCCCUGAUCACUGAGAAGAUGCAGACCUGGGCUCCCCAAUGCCAGGGUGCAGACUUGAGUGUAGGCCCAGCCCAGUCGUCCAUCUCCCUUUUUUCUUUCAGAGACAGGGUCUCACUCUGUAGCCCAGGCUGGCCCCAAACUCACACAGAUCCUCCUGCCUAUGCCUCCCAAGUGUUGGGGUUAAAGGCUUGUGCCACCACCAUCCAGCUAAACACCCCUUUUCUAAGACUGUGUGACCAUCAAUAAAGUAUUUUGACAAUA
This is a messenger RNA of Cricetulus griseus (Chinese hamster), 2344 nucleotides long. Lineage: Eukaryota; Metazoa; Chordata; Mammalia; Rodentia; Cricetidae. The record is from RefSeq and is a predicted model, not a curated record.